CAUCCUUUCUUCGGGGCGACAUGUUGUAAAGGCCCCGGAGCAUCAGCCAGGUGACUCUUGAGCAGAUCUGAGGAGAACAGCCAGGAUGCCACAUCGCACCAUUCAUCUUUUCCGGAAGGGACUUCGGCUUCAUGACAACCCAACGCUGCUGGCUGCGCUGGAGUCCUCGGAGGUUGUCUACCCCGUCUACAUCUUGGACAGAAAGUUCCUGACGUCCGUGAUGCACAUAGGGGCCCUGCGGUGGCAUUUUCUGCUGCAGUCCCUGGAGGAUCUCCAAAAAAACUUGAGCCAGCUGGGCUCUUGCUUGCUGGUUAUUCAAGGAGAGUACGAGGCUCUUCUUAGAGAUCACAUCCAGAAGUGGAAUAUCACGCAAGUGACUCUGGAUGCGGAGAUGGAACCGUUUUACAAGGAAAUGGAGGCCAACAUACGACGUCUGGGAGAAGAGCUGGGGUUUGAGGUGCUUUCCCUGGUGGGCCACAGUCUGUACGAUACCAAACGGAUUUUGGAGCUGAACAGUGGGACUCCCCCAUUAACAUACAAGAGGUUCCUUCACAUUCUGUCUCUGCUCGGUGACCCUGAGGUGCCUGUCCGAAACCUUACAGCUGAAGACUUCCAGAGAUGUAGGCCCCCUGACCCGGGCCUGGCUGAGUGUUACAGGGUGCCUCUCCCUGUGGAUUUGAAGAUCCCCCUGGAGAGCAUUUCCCCCUGGAGAGGAGGAGAGACUGAAGGGCUACAGCGCCUGGAGCAACACUUGACUGACCAGGGCUGGGUGGCAAGUUUCACUAAACCGAGAACAAUCCCAAAUUCGCUGCUUCCAAGCACCACAGGCCUGAGCCCGUAUUUCAGUAUGGGCUGUCUGUCAGUUCGCACUUUUUUUUACAGGUUGUCAAACAUUUAUGCGCAGGCCAAGCAUCACUCUCUGCCCCCCGUGUCACUCCAAGGGCAGCUUCUGUGGAGGGAAUUCUUCUAUACGGUGGCAUCAGCAACACCAAACUUCACCAAAAUGGCUGGGAACCCCAUCUGCCUUCAGAUCAGUUGGUAUGAGGAUGCAGAGAGGCUCCACAAAUGGAAAACGGCACAGACGGGGUUCCCGUGGAUCGACGCGAUUAUGACCCAGCUGCGCCAGGAAGGCUGGAUCCAUCACCUUGCUCGGCACGCUGUCGCCUGCUUCCUGACGCGGGGGGACCUUUGGAUCAGCUGGGAAGAGGGCAUGAAGGUGUUUGAAGAGCUGCUUUUAGAUGCUGACUACAGCAUCAACGCAGGGAACUGGAUGUGGCUGUCAGCCAGCGCGUUCUUCCACCAGUACACGCGGAUCUUCUGCCCUGUCCGCUUUGGGAAGCGAACAGACCCCGAGGGGCAGUACAUUCGGAAAUACUUGCCUAUACUAAAGAACUUUUCCUCCAAGUACAUCUACGAGCCCUGGACAGCAUCUGAAGAGGAGCAGAAGCAAGCGGGGUGUAUCAUAGGUCAAGAUUACCCCUUCCCAAUGGUGAACCACAAGGAAGCCAGCGAUCACAACCUGCAGCUGAUGAAACAGGUCAGAGAGGAACAGCACAGAACAGCCCAGCUCACGAGAGAUGAUACAGAUGACCCAAUGGAAAUGAAGGGAAAGCAUGACCUCCCUGAAGAAAACGUACCAAAAGGAAAAGUGGCGAGGAUGACGGAACAAACCGACCUCCCGUCAGGGGUUACCCGUUGGGAACCAAAAAACGGCAAAAGGGGAGAGCCGGAGGCCAGCUGA
This is a messenger RNA of Nipponia nippon (crested ibis), 1741 nucleotides long. NCBI's taxonomy places the organism in Eukaryota, Metazoa, Chordata, Aves, Pelecaniformes, Threskiornithidae. The record is from RefSeq and is a predicted model, not a curated record.